Molecule: messenger RNA, 2469 nt
Organism: Amorphotheca resinae ATCC 22711
Lineage: Eukaryota; Fungi; Ascomycota; Leotiomycetes; Helotiales; Amorphothecaceae
Exons: 6
Coding region: 1-2469 (822 amino acids)
Biological process (GO): transmembrane transport
Molecular function (GO): oligopeptide transmembrane transporter activity
Source: RefSeq, a predicted model, not a curated record
AUGGCGGGCCUUCUGAAGAGAUUCAGGGCUAAAGAGACGAGCGAUACGACUGAUGAAAUCGAUGAGUCCUCUCAAAUUCACACUAUUAGAUCUGCUCCAUCGCCCGACAGUAUCGAAAAGGAUACUGCAUUGUCAAGCUCUCGAGACAUCCAAGAGAUAGAGGCGAACCAAAAGUUGGCAGCGUUUGAGAGAGCACAUAGGUGGGAUCCAAAUCUUGACGAUGAGCAACUCCACGAGAUUGAUGAUGUUGUUAACGCUCGUGAUCCCAAUUCCGAGGCAAAGAUAUAUGAUGAAGUUUUUGAAAACUCGCCUUACCCAGAGGUCCGGGCGGCUGUCCGCAAUUAUGAUGAAGAUCUUCCAGUCAAUACCAUCCGAGCCUGGGUUAUUGGGAUGUUCUUAACCACUAUUGCAUCAGGGUUGAACUCUCUCUUCUCUCUUCGAGCGCCUACCCUUACAAUCACUUCCAUCGUGGUUCAAUUAGUUGCAUAUCCACUUGGUGUUGCCUGGCAUAAGAUUAUGCCUUCCCGAACUUUCAAAACCCUCGGCUUGGAAUGGAACCUAAAUCCAGGACCCUUCAAUAUGAAGGAGCAUGGGCUGAUUGUAAUCAUGGCUAAUGCAGCAUUUGGGAGUGGUGUCGGCUACUUUACCGACACCAUUGUUGCUCAAAGAGGCUUUUAUGGACAGAACUUUGGCUGGGGCUUCAACAUUCUGCUAGCCAUCACGACGCAAUGCGUUGGUUUUGGUAUCGCUGGCUUGAUGCGUAAAUAUCUUGUGGAACCUGCAUCCAUGAUUUGGCCUCGUACUCUUGUGAAUACUGCGUUCAUCUAUGCCCUCCACGAUCAUAGCAAGACAGAUCCUGCCAAGAGCAACGGAUGGUCUAUCUCGCGGUAUCGAUACUUCUUUUACAUGUUCAUCGGGUCGUUUGUGUGGUACUGGUUCCCUGGUUAUAUUGCAAAAUUCCUCAGUGUGUUUGCCUUUGUAACGUGGAUCAGGCCAAAUAGUGUGGUCAUCAAUCAAGUCUUCGGCGGCUGGACAGGAAUCUCUCUCCUGCCAAUAACGUUUGACUGGACACAAAUUACAGGAUAUAACCUACAAUCGCCCCUGAUUCCUCCAUUCUUUGCCAUUAUGAACACCCUUAUCGGAACUGUGUUCUGGUUCAUCAUCAUGACAGCUGCGAUACACUUCAGCGGCCAUUGGUUUGCAGAGUAUCUACCAAUAAGUGAUUCAAAUGGUUAUGACAAUACUGGACAGUUGUAUAAUGUCACCAAAAUACUUACCCCUGAGUAUACUUUGGAUGAGGCGAAGUACAAGGCCUACUCUCCAUUAUUCUUAUCCACAACCUUCUCACUGUCAUACGGCCUGUCAUUUGCUGCUAUAAGUGCCGUGAUAUUCCACACCAUUCUCUUUCACGGUGAGGAAAUAUGGAUUCGAGCCCGAGCGGUUCGUGGUGUACUUGAUGACAACCACACGAAGAUGAUGCGGAAAUACAAAGGUGUACCUUCCUGGUGGUAUGCUGUGCUGUUUCUCGUAAUGACGGGCCUGAGCUUUGCAACCGUCUGUGCCUGGCCAACGCACUUAUCCUGGUGGGCCUUGGUCAUUGGCCUCCUGAUUUCUCUUGUCUGGACCAUUCCAAUUGGUAUCAUCUAUGCCACGACCAACAUCCAUCUCGGCUUGAACGUGUUCACAGAGUACAUUAUCGGCUACAUGCAGCCCGGACGCCCUGUAGCCAUGAUGCUUUUCAAGACCUAUGGCUACAUCACCAUGAACCAAGCGCAUGCAUUUCUCGGUGACCUAAAGCUAGGCCACUACCUCAAGAUUCCACAACGGCCUAUGUUCAUCGGCCAGCUCGUCGCCACGAUCUGGUCUUGCCUAGUACAACUGGCAGUUAUGGAGUGGGCACUCGGCCACAUCACCGGAAUUUGCCAAGAGGACCAGGCGAACAAUUUCACCUGUCCUAACGGUCGUGUCUUCUUCACGGCCUCAGUGAUCUUCGGCCUUAUCGGCCCCAAACGAAUCUUCUCUACUGGCGCGAUUUACGGCGGGCUGCAGUACUUCUGGCUGGCCGGGUCCCUGACGCCGUUCCUUGCGUACGCCGGAGCGCGUAUGUUCCCACGAUCUAAGAUCCGCUUCUUCAGCGCGCCGAUCUUCUUUGGGGGAACGGGCGAGCUACCACCAGCGACGCCGCUUAGCUACCUCUCCUGGUCGCUCGUCGGCUUCGUGUUCCAGAAAGUAAUCCGCAACCGCUGGCGUGGGUGGUGGAUGCGGUACAACUACAUCACAAGCGCGGGGCUGGAUGUCGGCCUGGCCAUCUGCACGAUUGUGAUCAUUGCGGCGCUGAACCUGACUGGGACGACAUUUCCGGAUUGGUGGGGAAAUAGAGCUCCCGGGAGCACGAUGGAUUAUCUGAACACGGCUGUGAAGAAGAAGCUCCCCGAGGGAGGAACAUUUGGGCCUACUAACUGGGGAUGA